AUGGUUCGGGAAAUAUUCAUCUGCUUCUUCACUUUUCAUUUUAUCCAUUGUCUUGCGGAUUCUCCAAUCUGCUCCUUCCAAAGUCCCCAACUAAAUCGAUAUUCACGAGAUGGGGACAUCAUUCUCGCAGGUUUCUUCCCAAUGCACACAGAAUGGAAUUAUCAAGAUAAUUCUUUUACAGAGUGGGAGAAACCCAUGGUGUGUGAUAGAUACAGCUCUGUGUCAUACACCUGGCUACAGACAAUGAUAUUCACUAUUGAAGAGAUAAAUGCUAAUACAGCUCUACUCCCCAAUAUCUCUCUGGGUUUCCAAUUAUUUGACACAUGUUUCUCCAUUUCACGCUCUCUGUGGGGAACACUUUGGACAUUGUCGGGAACAGACAAACCUAUCCUUAAUUACCAGUGUCACAAAAAAGUGCCUCUAGUGCUAUUUGCGGAUAUCAUAUCAUUAACAUCUAUUGCAAUUGCAACUUUAUUAAGCGUCUACAGAUACCCCCAGAUUAGUUUUAGGUCUUCUUUAACCUCUCUGAACAAUCGAUUCUUGUAUCCUUCCUUUUUCCGCACUACUAGUAGUGAUGACAACCAGGCCCAGGCAUUGGCCCAACUAGUGUCUUACAUGGGCUGGAAAUGGGUUGGUUUGUUGUCUCUUGAAGAAGAAUAUGGAAUCUUGGGUUCCCAAGUCCUGAAACAAGAACUUCAGAUAUUAGGUGUAUGCAUUGCUUACCAUGAGACUUUUGGACCAAGGUCUUCUUUCAUAAAGAUGCAGUAUAUCACUGAUAUAGUCAUUCAGUCAUCAGCAAAAGUGGUUAUUGUCUUCUCUAGGGAUCCAGUCACCAAUCCACUAGUAGAGUUAUUGGUACAGAAAGGAGUGACAGAUCAGAUUUGGGUGGCUUGUGAUGGAUGGGCAAACUCUGUCAUUCUCUCUAUUUCAAAAUUUAGUCAAACAAUGAAAGGUACUAUUGGUUUGACAUUGCAUGAAGUGGAUAUGCCAGGGUUAAAGGAGUUUUUACUUGCCAUACGUCCAUUCAAUGUUCUUCCAGAUGACAUCUUUAUAAAGAAAAUGUGGGAGAUUGUCCAGGGCUGUCGAUGGCCUGAAGCUGAAGUGUAUGCAAAAAAUGAAACAGUUUGGUGCACUGGUGAGGAAAAACUGGAGAGAUUCAAGGGUACUGAUUAUGAGUUUAAUGAAUAUGACUUUAGUACAUCCUAUCUAGUAUACAAUGCAGUAUAUGCAGUUGCUAAUGCCCUACAUGAGCUUAUCUUUUGUGUGCCUGGCAAGGGACUGUCACCAGAAUGUGCAGAUCCGAAGACUAUAAAUCCAUGGCAGAUUGUUCACUACUUGAAGAAAGUGAACUUCACAAACAAGAUGGGAGAACAGAUGUACUUCAACCAAUAUGGGACAACACCAACUGACUAUGAUGUGGUGAACUGGCAAAGACAUGACGAUGGCACCAUUAAGUUUGUGAAUGUUGGACGUUACAAUGGGCGCAAACCAAAAGGGAAUGAAUUAAACAUCAAUUUGAGUGCCAUCCAGUGGAAAACAGGUGUAGAGCUCCCUCGUUCAGUAUGCAGUGAGAGUUGCUCUCCAGGAUUUCAUAAGGCUGCACAAAAAGGUCAACCAAUUUGUUGCUUCGACUGCAUCCCUUGUUUUGAAGGGGAAAUAUCCAAUGAAACAGAUUCUACUUACUGUUUCCCAUGUCCUGAGGAGGCUUGGCCCAGUAGGAACAAAACCAUAUGUGUACCAAAAGCUUUAGAAUUUUUGUCCUUUGGGGAUGCCCUUGGCCUCACUUUGACAUUAGUUGUCCUUUUUUGCUGCAUUACUACCAUGAGCAUCUUGUGUGUUUUCAUCACAUACAGAGAUACAGCAAUUGUCAUAGCCAACAAUCGUGAUCUCACCUACCUUCUUCUUGUCUGUCUGUUCUGUGGUUUCCUCUGCUCUCUACUGUUUAUUGGAGAACCUGGUCAACUUACAUGCCUACUGCGUCAGGUGGCCUUUGGAAUUAUUUUUGCAUUUAGUGUAUCCUGUGUCUUAGCCAAAACCCUUAUGGUUGUCAUUGCCUUCCGGGCUACCAAACCUGGUAGUAAUAUGCGUAAAUGGAUGGGAACCAGAGUCCCUGCAUCAACUGUCUUCAUCUGCACAAUUCUACAAGUCUUUAUUUGUAUCUGCUGGUUGUACAUAUGUCCUCCUUUUCCUGAGAAGAACAUGAAAAUCAAGACUGGAGUUAUUAUUUUUCAGUGUAAUGACUGUUUCGAGGCUCUUCUGUGGUGUAUGUUAGGAUAUAUGGCAUUUCUUGCCUGUGUUUGCUUUGUUGUGGCAUUUCUUGCCAGGAACUUACCAGAUAGCUUUAAUGAAGCCAAAUGGAUUACCUUCUCUAUGCUGAUUUUCCUGAGUGUUUGGGUCUCAUUUGUUCCAGCUUAUCUUAGUACACAAGGUAGAUAUAUGGUAUCAGUUGAGGUUUUUGCCAUAAUUUCAUCGAGUGCUGGGAUACUGGUUUGCAUAUUUUUCCCCAAAUGUUAUAUCAUAUUACUAAGACCUGACAUGAACACUCGAGGGAACAUUCUAGUCAGAGGGUCAUCUCAGAAGGCAUAA
Messenger RNA from Bombina bombina (fire-bellied toad), 2586 nucleotides. Its product is annotated as extracellular calcium-sensing receptor-like. NCBI's taxonomy places the organism in Eukaryota, Metazoa, Chordata, Amphibia, Anura, Bombinatoridae. Gene Ontology annotation, cellular component: membrane. Gene Ontology annotation, molecular function: G protein-coupled receptor activity. Gene Ontology annotation, biological process: G protein-coupled receptor signaling pathway. The record is from RefSeq and is a predicted model, not a curated record. The coding region runs from base 1 to 2586 and encodes 861 amino acids. The transcript is spliced from 6 exons.